CCUAAAUUGUGCAAAGAGUGCAUUUUCACAAAGGAAUUCUUAUCAAAUUACGCGAUGCCAUCGAUAUUUAUCUCUCAGCACUAAUUCCGCAGAAUGUGUGCAAAUUCCGUGGCUUCUGGUCUUUCCCGGAAGGCCACUAAAUUCAUUUUUUGCCAACUUGCGAUCAGUUUUUGUGAAACUUUGACUACUUAGUGUAAAAUUUGUUUAAUAAAAAAGCUUAAAGAUUCAUCUUGAGAUCCCUGAGAUCACCCCAGAAGCCAAAAACUUCGAUAAGAUCGCGAUCUUUGGUGGAAAGAUCAGCAAAGAUCACUCAAAAUUGACCAAAAAAAGUCAUAAAAAAUAUGAUUCAGUCAUCAGUUGGUAAUCUUUUGGCUCCUGAUGGAGGAUGGGGAUGGAUGGUUGUCCUGGGAGUAGCCCUGGCCAAUAUCUUCAAUCAAUCCCUCAUCUCUGUUUUUGGGCUCCUCUUCAGCCAGCAAUUGGCGGAAUUGGGACAGAGCACAACAGGAGUGGCGCUCGUGAUGAAUGUCAAUAGUAUCGUGACCAAUGCGACUGGUUUCAUCAUUGGACCAGCCAUUAGAACCUUCUCAGCGCGCCGUGUGGCCAUUUUUGGGAGCCUCCUCACGGGAACAGGGCUCAUCAUGAGCAGCCAAUCACGGACACUGUGGCAGAUUCUCAUCUCCUACGGUGGACUCGUUGGCCUGGGGCUGGGACUCCUCAAUCCCUCCACCUUUAUGGCCGUCAAUAGCUACUUUGCCCGUCGACGUGGCCAAGCUGUGGGGCUAGCCCUCGCCGGCACGGGAAUUGGUCAAAUGGUGAUGCCACAGAUUGUAAAUUACCUCCAGGAGGAGUAUGGCUACCGGGGGACUGUUCUAAUUGUCGGGGCACUCGCUUUCCAUGGAAUAGUCGGUGCUUGUCUCUUCCAACCCGUUGAAUGGCAUUCCUAUGCACCACAUAAAUCCCAGGAGCAUGAAAAACUCCUUGCCAGUGAUCCUCCAGCAGCACAUCAAAAGAUCCCCGAAACUGUUGCGGAGAAGCUCCGGAGGAUGAUGGAUCUCAAUCUCCUCCGUGACUUCUCCUUCCUCAACAUUGGCCUGGGAGUUUCUCUCGCCUACACUGCUUCCAUUAACUUCUCCAUGAUCUUCCCGUACUUCCUCCAGUUCUCAGCUGGACUUAAUGGGCAGGAUGUUGCACUUUGUAUGUCUGUUCUGGCUGCCAUGGAUCUGGCAUCGCGAUUAACCCUUCCCACGCUAACAGAUCGCUUCCAAAUCUCCUGCCGAACAAUUUUCCUCAUAGGAGCUAUUCUCCUCAUUGGGAUUCGUGCCACAUUGGCGGAAACAUCCCGAAAGGAUAGUCUCCUGAUAAUUUCAGCCGUCUAUGGGUACAUCCGGGCAGCCACAGUCGUUAAUCAGAAUCUCUGUGUGUCUGAACAUUGUUCACAGGAAAAAUUAGCCGGAGCCCUGGGACUCGUAAUGAUAGCCAAAGGAAUUUCUGUGAUAACUCUGGGACAACUCCUUGGGUGGCUACGUGACUUAACGAGCAGCUAUCGCUUUUCCCUACACAUGCAGAAUGCCCUACUUGUGGUUGUUCCCGGUUGUACCCCGCUUCAAGGGGUAAUUUUUGGGGGUUCAAAGGAGGGAAAGGGGAGCUUUUGGGCACAAAAAUAA
This is a messenger RNA of Lutzomyia longipalpis, 1664 nucleotides long. Its product is annotated as monocarboxylate transporter 12. The record is from RefSeq and is a predicted model, not a curated record. Lineage: Eukaryota; Metazoa; Arthropoda; Insecta; Diptera; Psychodidae. Bases 342 to 1664 code for a protein of 440 amino acids. Gene Ontology annotation, molecular function: monocarboxylic acid transmembrane transporter activity. The transcript has 3 exons. Gene Ontology annotation, biological process: monocarboxylic acid transport; transmembrane transport.